GCUGGAGGCGGAGGACAUCGCUGAAGUCUUCUCCAACUGCUUCCCCCGCAACCCCGAGGCGGUCUGGCCCGCGGACCUGCUGGGGCCGCGCGCGGCGCGGCUGGCCGCCCAACACCGGUCGGCGCGCCCGACGAAGGACAGUGCUGCGCCGCCGACGCCUGGGGCAGCAGGGCCGCAUGCAGCCGAGCGCACGGUCGUGGGCCACGGCGCCCCCUUCGAUGGGCUGCUCGGCGACAGUGCCCUGGUCGCGCGGGCUGCAGGUCCCCCACUCGACCUGGAGCCCGCGCGGGACGAGCUGCGGGCCAGGUUCGCUGCGGCGCGGGACUGGUUCGCCUCGGCAGCGCGCGGAGUCGCUGCGGCUGGCUCACCUCUGGACAGCGCAGAGGGCGCGCCGAGCGAGGGCAAGCCAAAGAAGCGGGGCCUCGCCGAGGUGCUCGCGGAGCGCAUGGCGAAGGUCGCCAAGGCCCCCAGCGCCGAUGCGGCGCGCGGCUCAAGCGGCCCAGCUGCUGCGGCUGUGGCCAGCGGGGGAGCUGCGGGCGAAAGCGUGAAGGAGCUGGCGACGGCGCUCAUAGCGGUGCUCAAGAGCUCGGCCGCGCAGGCCGCUGGCAGCUCGGGCGCUGGCGCCGCCUCGGGCCCCCUCGGCGCGGCCGACGGGGCCGCGGCCACGGGGUUGUCGGAGCUCACGCCGACGCAGAUGGCAGAGUUCCUCGGCGCCGUCGAGGGCGACGCGGCUGUUGACCCGACGACGGCGCUUGUCCUGAGGCACGUGAUCACGAUCUACUUGCCGCAGAACCCAGUGCAGCAGAUCGGGGUGGCUGCGUAUCGCGAGAUGCGGACGCUUGCCGAGGCGAUCGACUUUCUCCUCCAGGGCACGAUUCUUCAGGCGCUGGACAUUCUGACCAAGCGGCUGAAGGCGGCGCAGGUGGCAGUCGGCGACGGGCACUGGGGCGCGGCGAAGUGGCUCGAGCUGAUCCCCGCCAAGGACGAGCCCACCACUCUGCGCAACGAGGAGGAGGAGAUGAUCCGCAGCAUCGAGCUCGCCGAGUUGAAGCUGGAGGAGCUCAGCAGCCGGCUCCGCAAGCCUCAGGGUUCAAGUGGAGCGCGGCUGCCUGGCAAUCGCGCGCCCGACCGCGCGAGGGCGCCGAAGGGCAGCGCGGAGGAGGGCGAGAGACCGCCUCACCAGCGAGUCGCGCAGCUCGACAAGACCGCAGAGGAGCUGCCCGCUGGAGGCUUGCAGGCCCCGCGGAACUUCAAGGCGGCGAGGGCUGUCCGCCCGAGGAUGGACGGCGGGGCGUCGAAGGAGUACAAGGCGCGGCUGAGGGACUUCACGACGGAGUCGCGCGGCCAGAGGCAGUGGCAGACGUUGCCGAGGCUGCUGGAGGACUUCCCCUGGCUGGAGGCGGAGGGGGCAAGGAGCCGCUUCGCGGCUGGAGCGCCUCCCAGCCGGUGCCAGUAUCGGGAACUGGCGAGCACCUCUCUCCCACGCGGCAUGCGGGGCCUCCCCGCCGCGGGCUCUGCCACGCGGGGCGCUGGGGCGGGGCGCGACGAGGUCGCGGUCCAGUUCGGCACGACCAUCACGAGCGUCGACAUGACAGUGCAGACAGUGCACCUCGUGCAGCUCGGCGAGCGCCACCCUGGCAGCCUGGGGACUCUCUCGAGAGAAAUUGCAGAGCACGUGUCUACACUUAUGGGGAGCGGCAGGCGCGUUCGUGACCUGUCGCCGUUGCCCCUGCCAAGUCUCCUGGCUGUCAGGCGCUGGUGCACGAUCAGGGGUGCUGGCCGCAGGUGCAGGGCCAGGCCGUUCGCUCGUCAAGUAGCUGAGGAGGCCCGGUUGCUUCUCACCGUCGCGGCGCUGAAUUUCAUGCACUGUGGUCGCUGCAGAAAGUGUUGGAGGCAUCACCCGAUCUCGUCUCAGGUGCAGCAGCAGGCGGUGGGGAUCCUGAACUCCCGAGUCGUCGGCUUCCCGGGGCACCCGUUCAAGCAGGCGAGCGCGCCCGCCGCCGACGCGGUCCUCGGCGAGGCGACCGUGGGCUAUUCAGGCGAGCCCGCGGCUAAGGCGUUGCCCUGCGCGCUCGCCGAGCCGGCGCCCGGCUUGCCGCGGCCCGAGCAUGCCGCGGUGUUGGGCGCCCUAGACCUCGUGGAGCACGACGUUGCCGAGUGGCUAGCCUCGCCCGUGAAGGCCCUCCUUCCCGAGGCCGACUGGCCCGGCCCCAGGCCUCGUGCCAGGGCCAACGUCGCGGACGAAGCGGGUUGGCGCGAGCUCGCGGUGCACCUCGCGGAGCUCGGGAUCUCCGCGGUGCUGAGCGAGGACCAGUUCGUCUGGGUCAGGGGCGAGCCGAUCUUGAACGGGCCCUUCGUUGUGGCAAGGGAGGGCAAGCCAGGGCCAGGCGGCGAGCGGGUCACCAGGCUGAUCUUGAACAUGGUUCUUGGCAGCGCCCUGCUCGAACCGCCUGUCGGUGAAGCUUCACUCCUCGCGGCGUCCACAAGCUGGGUGCCCCUGCACAUCCCCGAGAGCAAGUUGCUGCUGUGGGCGCGUGACGACCAGAAGGGGGCCUUCUUCGUCUGGUCUCUUGCUGGCGCGCUCUUCGGGCGCCCCGAGCGGCGGGUGUACAUCGCGCCCGCGGCGAUUGCCACGGGGUGGACGCUGGCGGCCCCAAUCUCCCAGCACAUUCGCCGCAGGCUGCGCCGCCUGCCGCCGCCCAGGGGUGCAGGGCUUCCGUCUGAGCUGGAGUGGCGGAAGGACGAGGCACGCCCGAUCGUCGAGCUUGGCAGUGGCUGCGAGGCUGACUGGUGGCAGGUCUACAUCGACGAAUUCGACGCGCCCGAGAUCGCGGACGAGGUUCGGGCGCGACAGCGCGGGGGCACCGAGGCGGACUGCCAGCAGCGCGUUCGCGAGAGCUACAGGUGCGCUGGCGUGGCCUACUCGGCGGAGAAGACCCACCUGCGGGAGACGCGAGUUGAGCGCAUGGGGGCCGACGUGGAUGGCGUUAGCGGGCGGCUUGCAGAGCCAGGCCCCAAGGCGUUGAGUACCGCUGCCCUUUGCCUCGCGACGUGGUCGCAGGAGCGGGUGCCCUGGCGGGUGUGCAUGAUGGUCCUCGGCAGGCUGGUGCGGGCUUUUGGGUGCAGACGCCCGCUUUCCAGCAUCUUCAACUCUGCAUGGGCCAUGUCGACGGCGCGGUUUUCGGUCCAGUACGAUGCCGAAAUGGUCGAGGAGCUCGUCUCGGGCCUCAUGCUGCU
Molecule: messenger RNA, 3237 nt
Organism: Prorocentrum cordatum
Lineage: Eukaryota; Dinophyceae; Prorocentrales; Prorocentraceae
Source: the annotation of a GenBank genome assembly